Messenger RNA from Pseudophryne corroboree (corroboree frog), 2568 nucleotides. Its product is annotated as gastrula zinc finger protein XlCGF26.1-like. The transcript is spliced from 4 exons. Lineage: Eukaryota; Metazoa; Chordata; Amphibia; Anura; Myobatrachidae. Gene Ontology annotation, molecular function: RNA polymerase II cis-regulatory region sequence-specific DNA binding; DNA-binding transcription factor activity. The record is from RefSeq and is a predicted model, not a curated record. Bases 41 to 2002 code for a protein of 653 amino acids. Gene Ontology annotation, biological process: regulation of transcription by RNA polymerase II.
GGAGUAUAUAGAGGAACACAGGGGUCUGUACAAGGACGUGAUGAUGGAGAAUCACCGGCCCCUCACAUCACUGGAUGGGCCCAGUAACAGAGAUACCCCAGAGAGAUGUCCCCGUCCUCUGUAUUCCCAGGACUGUACAGAGGAGAAUCACAGGAUCCCACAGGAGGAUCAGAGUGAAGAAUUAACUGAUGUAAAAACAGAAGAUAUUAAGAAAGCCGAGAAGAUGCUUGUGUCUUAUAAUAAGGCAGAAGAUAUAGAUGGAGAAGAAGAGACGUAUGUGACUGAUAUAAAGGCAGAAGUUAUAGAGGGAGAAGAAGAGACGUAUGUGACUGAUAUAAAGGCAGAAGUUAUAGAGGGAGAAGAAGAGACGUAUGUGACUGAUAUAAAGGCAGAAGAUAUAGAGGGAGAAGAAGAGACGUAUGUGACUGAUAUAAAGGCAGAAGUUAUAGAGGGAGAAGAAGAGACGUAUGUGACUGAUAUAAAGGCAGAAGAUAUAGAGGGAGAAGAAGAGACGUAUGUGACUGAUAUGAAGGCAGAAGAUACAGAGGGAGAAGAAGAGACGUAUGUGACUGAUAUGAAGACAGAAGAUAUAGAGGGAGAAGAGACGUAUGUGAGGGGUGAUCAGCAAUGUAAGGAGGAGGAGAUCCCUACAGAUAUCAGCACAGAUGGAUGCUAUACAUGGAAUACCUCGGAGGGACAUCUCGUUUGGUCUCCAGAUUUUAAAUUAGAAGAUAAGAACAUGACAAGAGGGUCUCCAGAAGAAGACUGCAUUACCUUAAAUAUACAUACAGCAUUUCACAGUGCAGAUAUAUCAUCUGAUCCAUCUAUUAUUGAGGAAUGUUCUCCUGGUAACUCACAUAUUGCUGUACUUAGUACAGUUUGUAGUGGUGACACAGUGAUUUCCUCUUCUAAAAGUGGGAAAUGUUUAACACAUAAACUAGCUGUUGUUGAACAUGAGAGAAGUCACACAGAUGAGAGGCCAUUUCCAUGUUCUGAGUGUGGAAAAUGUUUUAAACAGAAAUCAGAUCUUCGCAAACAUCAGAUGUGUCACACGGGUGAGAAACCAUUUCCAUGUUCUGAGUGUGGAAAAUGUUUUAAACAGAAAAAAGAUCUUCGCAAACAUCAGAUGUGUCACACAGUUGAGAAACCAUUUCCCUGUUCUGAGUGUGGAAAAUGUUUUAAACGGAAAUCAGAUCUUCACAUACAUCAGAUGUGUCACACAGGUGAGAAGCCAUUUCCAUGCUCUGAGUGUGGAAAAGGUUUUAUAAAGAAAUCAUUUCUUGUUGCACAUCAGAUGCGUCACACAGGUGAGAGGCCAUUUCCAUGUUCUGAGUGUGGGAAAUGUUUUGCAAACAAAUCAGAACUUAUACAACAUAACUUAAGUCACACAGGUGAGAAGCCAUUUCCAUGCUCUGAGUGUGGAAAAAGUUUUAUAAAGAAAUCAUUUCUUGUUGCACAUCAGAGAAGUCACACAGGUGAGAGGCCAUUUCCAUGUUCUGAGUGUGGGAAAUGUUUUGCAAACAGAUCACAACUUAUUCAACAUAACUUAAGUCACAGAGUUGAGAAACCAUUUCCAUGUUCUGAGUGUAGAAAAAGUUUUAUAAAGAAAUCAUUUCUUGUUGAACAUCAGAGAAGUCACACAGGUGAGAGGCCAUUUCCUUGUUCUAAGUGUGGAAAGUGUUUUACACGUAAAUCAGAACUGUUUAUACAUGAGAGAAGUCACACAGGUGAGAAACCAUUUUCAUGCUCUGAAUGUGGGAAAUCUUUUAUACAGAAAGCAGCUCUUGUUAUACAUCAGAUGCGUCACACAGGUGAGAAACCAUUUCCAUGCUCUGAGUGUGGGAAAUCUUUUAUACAGAAAGCAGCUCUUGUCAUACAUGAAAGAAGUCACACAGGUGAAAAACCAUUUCUAUGCUCUGAGUGUGGAAAAUGUUUUAAAUCUCAAUCUUCUCUUUUUACACACAUGAAAAUACACACAGGUGAGAAGAAGCCAUUUCCAUGAUCUGAGUGUGGGAAAUGUUUUGCACAGAAAGCAGCUUGUGUUAUACAUGAGAGAAGUCACACAGGUGAGAAGAAGCCAUUUCCAUGCUCUGAGUGUGGGAAAUGUUUUGCACAGAAAGCAGCUUGUGUUAUACAUGAGAGAAGUCACACAGGUGAUAAACCAUUGCCAUGAUCUGAGUGUGGGAAAUGUUUUACAUAUAAAUCAGAUCUUAUUAGACAUCAGAGGCAUCACACAGGUGAGAAGUCAUUUCUAUUCUCUGAGUAUAUAUAGAAGUAUGUGGCAGGAUAUAAUGGUGUCUGAGAUCGCGAGACGCAUGGGACACCGGAUGAUCUCUGACAUUUUUUUAAAGGUGCAAUCAUUUACAAGGCAUGCUUAAAAAAAUCAUCCAAGAUCAGUCAGUAUUCUGCACGUCCGGCAAUCCUGGCCUCUAUUACAUGCCGCCCCGGAAGUCCAGAAUGAAAAGGUCACAGCUGAGUGUCCUCGAGUUGGUAGACUCUAGACUGGGUUGUAAUAAUAUUCUAUAUAUAAGAAAUCUGCAUUAAUAAUAAAUCUAUAAUAUUUGUGUA